AGGUGGAAGAACUGCACACUCAAAAUUUGCCAAACCCGUUCCUACACUUGAAAACUCCACUUGCAAUAUUCAUCGAGGAAGUGAGCGUGCAGAGUUGUUGAAACAAACUAGUUUGAUAAUUUGGGAUGAAGCAACAAUGGCUCAUAGGUAUUAUGUCUUACAAAAAAUAUGUGCCUUCAAAGUAGUAAGGAUACUACAAAUAUUAAAGAAAUUCAAGACUUUUCAAAGUGGAUGUUAGAGGCAGGAGAUGGGAAGAUAUCUGAACCAAAUGAUGGUUAUGCGACUAUACAGAUUCCAAAUGAAUUUUUGAUAACAGAUUAUGACGACCCAAUUCAUGGCAUUGUUGAAAGCACGUACCCUAACAUACUACAACAAUUCAAAAACAAGGAAUAUCUAAAGAGUAGAGCUAUUUUGGCAUCAACCUCUGAAAUUGUUGAUGAUAUCAACGAGUACAUACUUUCCUUACUCCCAGGUGAACAUUUAGAGACCGGAGUAGAUGAAGAGAAUUAGGAGCACCCGGACUAGAGGUGAGGAUGAUUUUGUCGAUUGAUGAUUGCUUGCAUGGCCCGAGAGCGAAUUAGAAGUCGCCUUAGUUAUACUAGUCAUGAAAUAAACAUUUACUUUACAAAAACUUUAUUUUUAUUAAAUUAGUUGUUAUGUUUUAGUUGCCUGUGCAUCCGGUUGAGAGAUGACCGGAUGUGGCGGUAACACCCAUUUCCCUUAUUAAGACUUCCGCUGUACUUUCUUUAAAUUUUCAUUAUCAAUAAAUAAAAGUUUUAU
Molecule: messenger RNA, 780 nt
Organism: Cuscuta europaea
Lineage: Eukaryota; Viridiplantae; Streptophyta; Magnoliopsida; Solanales; Convolvulaceae
Source: the annotation of a GenBank genome assembly